GAGGAGGGGGGGGGGGGGCGGUUGGCUGAAGCCACCGGAGAGCGGAGCCGCCGGGCGGUGAAGCGGCCCCGGGCCCCACCGCGCUCCCUCUUUCCGCCCCCUUUUCCCCGGCCCCCGCUCCCCGCUGGCCCCGGAGCAGCCAUGGAAGCGAAUCCGCCGAAGCGGAAGGAACCGCGGAAAUCGCUGCGCAUUAAAGUCAUCUCCAUGGGCAACGCGGAGGUGGGCAAGAGCUGCAUUAUCAAACGUUACUGUGAGAAGAGGUUUGUGCCCAAGUACCUGGCGACCAUCGGGAUCGACUACGGAGUCACCAAAGUGCAGAUCAGAGACAGAGAGAUGAAGGUGAACAUCUUUGACAUGGCAGGACACCCCUUCUUCUACGAGGUGAGGAACGAGUUCUACAAGGACACUCAGGGAGUCAUCCUGGUCUAUGAUGUUGGACAGAAGGAGUCUUUUGAUGCCCUGGAUGCCUGGUUGGCUGAGAUGAAGCAGGAGCUGGGCCCCCAUGGGAACAUGGAGAACAUUGUCUUUGUUGUCUGUGCCAACAAGAUCGACUGCCCCAAGCACCGCAGCGUGGAUGAGAGCGAGGGGAGGCUCUGGGCAGAGAGCAGAGGAUUCCUCUACUUUGAGACCUCGGCACAAACAGGAGAAGGGAUCAACGAGAUGUUUCAGAGUUUUUACUCGGCCAUCAUCGACCUGUGUGACAACGGGGGGAAGCGUCCCCCCUCCAGCCUGGGGGUGGGCUUCACCAAGGAGCAGGCAGAUGCCAUCCGCAGGAUCCGCAGCAGCAAGGACAGCUGGGACAUGCUGGGGGUCAAACCUGGAGCCACCAGGGAUGAGGUGAACAAGGCCUACAGGAAGCUGGCUGUGCUGCUCCACCCUGACAAGUGUGUGGCUCCUGGCAGUGAAGAUGCCUUCAAAGCCGUGGUGAACGCCCGGACCUCACUGCUCAAAAACAUCAAAUAGGGAACAGAACCCCAGGGAGCUGGAAAACCUUCCCCUCAUCCCACCCAAGUCCCAGGCGAGCGUGGGACACCCCUCUGCUCCUCACACUUCACCAGCAGCGUGGACACAGGAGGCUCCCAGAGCAGCUUAGGACUGCUGAGGAUGUGAACUGAAAGCCUUGGUGUGGUGGGUGGAGAGGGAUGGUCAGGAGAGCAGGGGGUUGUGAGUCCUGGGGGGUUGUCCUGGAGCCAUCUCUGCAGCUCCUGAGCUCCAGGGGUGGUUCAGCUCCCUGCUCAGAGCUGGCUCCUUCCUUCCAGGUGACACCCAACGAUGCUGCUUUGGACUGUGAGGGAAAGGGGAAUUACUUGAGGAAAAUCUCUCUGGUACUGGAGGGAGAGAAUGGCACCAGGAGUGUUCUUUACCUCCCCAACCUGUCAUGGGGACAAGAGUGGUCUCCCCAGGGCACCCACCUCCUCCUCACAUCACAGAGUCCUCUGCCACCACUUCCUUCCAUCUCCCCAAGCCCAACUUGUUGGGAAGAAGCCCCAAAAGCUGCAGGACCUCAACCCCCCUCCCUCUCUCCCAUCCCUCUGCUCAGGCAAGCUCUGGGUGAGGUCCCUUGUUGGGGACUGUCCUCAGCUGUGAGUGGCCCUGGCUGUUUGCAAGCAGGGGAAGGUUUCUGCCCCAAGGAGGAGGAGGAGGAGGCAGCAGCUCACCCCUCACCAUGGCUGCUUCUCAGCUCUUCCCCUCCUCCCCUCAGCCAGACGUGGGUGAAUUCAAGGGGAGCUUUGCUGCUCACCCCAAGAAGUGCUUGGUCACUUGAUGGAGUCAGAGCCACCACAGCUGCCAGGUUCUCCGAGGAGACCAACCUGGGGAUCCCUUGGGCUCCUCUGGUGUUGCCAGGACUCAGUUUUAUUUCCUUGCUGCUGCCUGAGCUCCUCAGGGGGUGUCAGGACACAAACCCAUGAAGUGAAAGCCCCCAAGGAUGCUCCCUCUGUAACCUCACCUCACAGCUGUCCUGUUUGAAAGUGGUUUUUUUCCUCUGCUCUGUGAAUAUUUAUUAUUUUUUCACUUCAA
This is a messenger RNA of Calypte anna (Anna's hummingbird), 2019 nucleotides long. RefSeq names its product DnaJ heat shock protein family (Hsp40) member C27 (gene DNAJC27). Gene Ontology annotation, molecular function: GTP binding; GTPase activity. The transcript is spliced from 7 exons. Bases 142 to 963 code for a protein of 273 amino acids. NCBI's taxonomy places the organism in Eukaryota, Metazoa, Chordata, Aves, Apodiformes, Trochilidae. The record is from RefSeq and is a predicted model, not a curated record.